Nothobranchius furzeri (turquoise killifish) is the source of this 1841-nucleotide messenger RNA. The record is from RefSeq and is a predicted model, not a curated record. NCBI's taxonomy places the organism in Eukaryota, Metazoa, Chordata, Actinopteri, Cyprinodontiformes, Nothobranchiidae.
AAUCAAUCAAUCAAUCAAUCAAUCAAUCAAUCAAUCAAUCAAUCAAUCAAUCAAUCAAAGCUUUAUUUAUGAAGCGCCUUCUGCAACCCUGUCAGGAAGCCCAAGGCGCUGAACAUGGUACAGUAGAAGUACAAAUAUAGUGAAUAAUUCAGAAAUAAAAGCAAUUCAAAUUACAAAAAAAGGUGAAACAUUCUAGUACAGGACAGACGGGUAAAACAAGGUAAAAAGAAAAUGUAAAAAGAAAACUGCAGUAAAAAUCCAUGAAUAAUUAUGUGCAUAUUUAAUUGCUCAUUAUGCAAAUUUAGAGUGGAACACAUGAUGUCCCUUUAUGACAUCACAACAAAGGGACAACGCCUAUAAAUUUGAGCCUUUGAUCCCAGCAGUUCAGUUCUCAGUCAGACGCUGAUAGAGACAGUUGUGUUCGAUAGUUAUUCAACUUAUCGCCAACGUCUUACUUAGCAGUAUGGGCAAUUAUCUUGCACACAAGACUUGCUCUCCAGCUCUGGAUGAAGAUUCAGAGACUUACAUCAGCAUGGAACGACCACAUUUGUCAGAGAAUCAUUGUUUAGUUUCAUCAAAGAAACGAAAAAUGGUUUCAGACCAUGAAGCUCCCACUAAAAGGUUGAAGGUUUCUGAAGAAGACAAACUCUCUGAAAACAACCCUAACAUCAUACAAACGGAGAAAUUCUCAACUAAAUGCAUUUCCUUUGACGGUGAAAAUCCAGAAAAGGGAUGCAGAUGUUUGGUUACUGAGAAUGGAUCGACGUCUGCCAAAAGCAGAAACGUUUGUGAUCGCAAGUCUCUCACAGAAACGUCUAGGAUCUCAGAUGAAGGCUGUUUAUCCACAGACAUGCAGGCUCCAGUAAAAAGGGCCUCAAAGAGGUUAAUCGGCCUGGAUGGUGAGGGAUCUGGAAGUCCAGCAAAGAGACUCAGACCGUUAGCUUCUGAAAGUCCCUCGCCUUCAGCUAAAGAGCUAUUUGACGCAAAAUACGAGCAACAACACCAACUCGGAAAGGGUGGCUGUGGAUCUGUUUAUGGUGGCUACCGCAGGGCAGACAAUUUGCCAGUGGCAGUCAAAUACAUACCGAAGGAAAAUGUCGUCUGGACUGAUACGAACGAGAAUGGCCAGCAGCUCUCUGUUGAGGUAGCCGUCAUGCUAAAACUUCAGAAAGAGGAAACCAGUUCGGUGGGGAAGUCAGCUCCAGUUUCCCUCCUGGACUGGUACGACUUAAACGAAGAACAGAUUCUGGUGUUGGAGAGACCAGUGCCUGCAGUGGACCUGUCACAGUUUAUUGAAAAUAACAAAGGGCCUCUACAGGAGAACCAGGCUAAAACUAUUGUAAAACAGCUGGUUGAUGCUGUCAAACAUCUGGAGGACACCAACAUCUUCCACAGAGACAUCAAACCUCAAAAUAUCCUGAUUGAAACAGGAUCAGAAAUCCCUCAACUGCGAGUGAUUGACUUUGGACUGAGUUGUUUCACCGACAGAGAGUAUGAAGACGGCUGGUUCUACGGCACAGAGAAGCACGCCCCUCCUGAGUACAUUUCUAAAAGCGUUUACGAGGCAGGACCAGCAACCGUGUGGCAGGUGGGGGUUGUUCUCUAUGAAAUGCUUCACCAAAGUUUGUUUGACUCUACAAAAUUUCUCAAAAAUGAACUCAAAAUCAGGACGGAUCUCUCUCCAGACUGUAAGAGACUCCUAAAGAGCUGCUUCAUGAGAACCCCAUGGCGACGUCCCACCUUAAAGCAGCUCCAAACGCACCCUUGGCUUUUAUAAAACGCAGAAACUAAAGUCUUCAAGGUUUCUUCCUGUUAACAGGAGCUUUCCUCUCCGCUGUAGC